AAAAUAAAUUACACAUUUUACCUGAAUUAAUAUGUUCCUGAAAUAAAAUCAAUUGGUAAUAACAUUUACAAAGUAAUUCAGUUUCUAUGAAACUCGUUUGAUCGAUAAAUCAGAUAUUUUAGAUGGUUUAGAAAACCGAGAAGAGAUUUAUAAAUGUGAAAUGGCAAGUCCUAAUCCAGAUAAUGAUCCAUCAUCAAUGUUUAUGGAUAAAGGAGAUGGAAAAAGACGGAGUCCUACUAGAUCAGAAACGUCUCCAAGACGAAAUUCAGUAGUAAAAGCAAUUAAUGCUGAAGUAAUAACGGUAAAGGACUUUUUCGAUUUUAUGAAAACAGCAUAUCAAGUUUAUGAACAUUUGGAAGGUGAUGAGGAUGAAGGAUCGAAAAUAAAUUGGGAAGAACUUUCGAAAUUGACUGUGCUGAAUCAUGUUAUUGAACAGCAAGAGAGAGAUCUUUUGUAUCAGACUGCAUUUAGCAUGCAAAAACCGAUUGUUAGCAAAAGUGACACACAAAUUGAGAGAAAGAUUAAUGUGAUUGAUAGAGUUGAAAAACGGUAUAGUUGCAGUGAAAUUGAAGGUAAGAAUCGAAGACGCUGUCCUGAACCAAGAGUUGAAAUGUUAGGUGUUUGGACGGAAGCGAACUUGAAUUGUAAAUUAAACGACGUAAUAAACGAAGGAAUUUUAGAUUCCAUUCUACCAUAUUUAGUGGGUUACAAGAAACCAUUCAAAACAACGAGCGUUUAUGCUCCAAUCAUAAAGAAGACAUCUUCAAAUAUAUCGACGACGGAAGUAAAAAAACCGGCAAGUUUUGAAGGUUUUGUAAGUGAAAAAGAAUCCCGCGAUCGUUUAGGGCGAAGGAAAUCUUCAGUGAUUGCAGCUCAGGAACGAGCAAAUCAGAAACAAGAUGGCGAUGUCGAAAUUCACGUUUGCGACGAAGUGAAGGGAUUGAAAAAGGACUUUAGAUGUCCGCAGAAACUUUUAGUUUCUAAAAUGGGUUACUUUGCUGACGUCACUGCGGGUCAGCGCUUGGAAGAUAUGGAUAUAUCUGUACAUUGUGAUAUACAGAUAUUCGAUUGGCUGAUGCGCUGGGUAAAGCGGGAUUCCAUCCUCGUCGCUGAUUGGCCGCUGCUCGACCCGCACAACGUUGUUCCCAUACUGGUGUCCGCAUCUUUUUUGCAGAUGGAACCACUCCUACACGACUGUCUCAUCUACUGUCACGCACACAUGAACGAUAUCGUGAAAACAACAACUAACUUGGCAUGCCUCAGUGACGCUUUGCUUACCAGAUUAGCAGCGAUGUACACAAACGCGGAGCUAGAGAGCAUCCGCGACCGCAAGGACAAGGUUCAAUCCCGGCUGUACUGCAAGAUGAUACUGUCCCUCGCUGAACCGGUGCCGGAGACGCUUCGCGGGCACUACGCUUCGUUGGCGACGCUUUUUAAGUGUAGCAAGUGUAACAAGCUCCUAGGAAGGCACAUAGCAGAGCAAGUGCCGUGCCAGCCCGCUUCCAUGAGGAUUGACCGACGAGGAAAUGUUGUUUCGUCACAUUCUAAAGAUCCAUCAUGGAGUCUAAACGAGUAUAUAACCUGGUUGUUCGGCGAGCUUCGUUCUUGGCGCCGCGUGUACUGGCGGCUCUGGGCUGAUUGUCACUUCUUGAGAUGUCAACUGUGCGAUAGUUACUUUCCAGCUUAUCAGAUGGAGUGGUGCUCCCACCACUCGCAGGGCGCGCACGCGCUGGGCGCGCUGGCGGCCGGCCGCUACCCGUGCUGCGGGGAACGGGCCUAUCGCUUCGAGACUGUUACACGGAACACGGGUUGUCAAUUCCGAGAGCACGUGCCCGAUGAGAGCUUAGCAACAGACGCGGCAGUGAUGGAGAUAUACAACAAAUUCAGAGACAUAAUAGCGAUGCGUCCGCCGCAGUUGAUGUUCCCUGAGCGACUGACCAGAUUGGUGACGAGGGAACCGGGCGAAGAAGCAGCCGGUCGUCUCCAAUGCAAGGAAGUGUUCUGGUGGGAGGGGAUACAGUUGGUCCCGCCGCGGCAACCGCUCGGACUCUUGGGGAAACUGUAUACGAGCAAUAAUAAGUUUAUCCCGAAUGUACGCCCCGGUUCACCAGUAUUGGCCACAAUACAACCGCCAGCGCCCUCUUUAUCGGGCACUUGUUCCAACGCUUCUCCAGAACGGACGGAAAUUAAAUCGAAACUUUUAAGUCCGAGGAAUAAGCAAGGCACCAGCGGUACUGGAGACGCCCUAGAAGUGGCUGAGGAAGCGACAGACUCUGAUGAGAGUGAACAGAGUUCUGAUAGUGGAAGGAGCGAUGAAGAUACGCCUCCACGAAGACCACGAGCUCGUACUCGCAUGCCGCCACCACCGUGUAAUAGGAAUAAGUGGCGUAUAUGCAAAAUUGGAAGCGGAUUGGCGCGAAAAACAUGGUCAGAAGUCGCGCAGUUUGCCGUCUGCGAGAAAUCGGUCACAACCUACAAAAUAUAAAUAAAUGCUUCAU
Colias croceus (clouded yellow) is the source of this 2498-nucleotide messenger RNA. RefSeq lists its product as uncharacterized. The record is from RefSeq and is a predicted model, not a curated record. The transcript is spliced from 16 exons. NCBI's taxonomy places the organism in Eukaryota, Metazoa, Arthropoda, Insecta, Lepidoptera, Pieridae. The coding region runs from base 161 to 2485 and encodes 774 amino acids.